AUGUUUCGUAGUGUUGCAAUAGCAAGAAUAGCAAAACGAGCAUUCGAUAGUGCAGCAGAAAGGAGAGAUACAGUUGCGGGAAUUCAAAGCAUCAUUCGAAACAGUUUGACAGAAUUUGAUAAGGGCGUCGAAGAGUACAGAGUUUUUCGUGAAACUCACGAUACACCUGAUUGGGGAGUUGUUCGAAUGAGUAGCAUUGCAAUGGCUCAUCGCCGUUUCGAAGAAGCAGAACUCUUUUUGAAACAACAAAUGGAAGAAUAUGGAGGAGCUGUCAGGCGGCAAGCACGAAAUGUGGAUGUUAGUGAUGAACAAAUAUGUGCAUCAAUCGAACGAGUGCUUCGGAAAGACGAGUCAGGAGAGUCUGCAUUAAAGUUUUUCGAUUUCCUCAAGAAAUACAAAUUCUGUACGACUCGAGAUGUUUUUGUUCGUGUUCUUGUUGAGUUUACUGUCAAAAAACAUGGCUGGAAACAAGGGCUCGAACGCCUUCAAGACUUAAUUAAAGACGACAAACGAGCCAAAAAUAUGAAAAUGAGUAUAUUUUUGAUUCUGGAAGAUGCCUGGAGAGCUAAAGAAUCUGAACACGCAGAAUUUUUGAUUUCAAAAAUAGAAAGCUUGAAGCCGUCAACUCUACGUUCUAUCCAACUUUUCAUCAGAUUCAAUGAGUUAUCACUUAUCGAAGCGGCGGAUUAUUGCAAGAGAAAUUCAAUUUCACUCAGUCACGAAGAAGUCACGUUUUUUGUAGAAAUGGCUGGGAAACUAAAAUAUCCAAUGCCACUUCUACGACUAUUAGAAGUGAAUCAGUUUAUACCGAUUCCCAGAACAAGUUUCUUUUUGAUUUUCGAUGAGCUUAUCAAGUUGGCAGGAAAGUCUGGAAAAGCUGAAAACUUGGAAGAAAUGAUGUGGAAAGUGAAAAAGAACCGAGAUGUUAGCGAAGUGGAGAAGACGAUUUUAUACGGGAAAAUCCGACAUUUUUACAAGUGUUUGAAUGUAAAAGCACCCGAAAAAUUGUAUAUUUUGAUGAGUCUUGAUGAUAAUCAGUGA
Messenger RNA from Caenorhabditis remanei, 1041 nucleotides. RefSeq lists its product as uncharacterized. Bases 1 to 1041 code for a protein of 346 amino acids. NCBI's taxonomy places the organism in Eukaryota, Metazoa, Nematoda, Chromadorea, Rhabditida, Rhabditidae. The record is from RefSeq and is a predicted model, not a curated record. The transcript has 9 exons.